This is a messenger RNA of Zasmidium cellare ATCC 36951, 834 nucleotides long. RefSeq lists its product as uncharacterized. The transcript has 3 exons. The record is from RefSeq and is a predicted model, not a curated record. NCBI's taxonomy places the organism in Eukaryota, Fungi, Ascomycota, Dothideomycetes, Mycosphaerellales, Mycosphaerellaceae. The coding region runs from base 1 to 834 and encodes 277 amino acids.
AUGUGGCUUAUCAAUACGUCGACACAUCGAUUAACGGAAGUGUUUGGACAGGUCCCGCGAUUUGCGAUACUAUCUCAUCGUUGGUAUCCUCACGAGCAAGAAGUGUCUUUUAAAGAAUACCGGAAGUCGCUCAAAAUGCAUAGUCUGGGUCACCAGAAGAUAAGCCAAUUUUGUGCUCUUGCGCAGAGAAAUGGAUUCGAAUGGGCUUGGGUCGACACCUGUUGUGUCGACAAACGAUCCAGUGCCGAGUUAUCUGAAGCGAUCAACAGAAUGUACUCAUGGUAUGAACAAGCGGAGGUCUGCUAUGCGUUUCUAGGAGACGUUCAGUCGAUCGAUUGGAAGAAGAGUGACUGGUGGCACCGUGGGUGGACGUUGCAGGAGCUUAUUGCACCACAGAGGGUCUUCUUCUUCGAUCGAGACUGUCAAGAGAUCAGUAAUAAGAAGAGUAUGGCCGAUGGGAUCGAAAACAUUUCUGGCAUACCCGUAGCGAUACUCAGACAUGAAAAACCGCUUACGGCCUGGACGGUUGCACAGAAAAUGGCUUGGGCCGCGCGUAGAAGCACUACACGCAUCGAGGAUCGAGCUUACUCUCUCCUCGGGCUCUUCAAGAUCAACAUGCCAUUGUUAUAUGGAGAGGGAAGGAAUGCAUUCCAAAGGCUGCAAAUUGCGAUUCUUCAAAAGUAUCCCGACGAAUCGAUUUUCGCAUGGCACAACGGAGUCGACCAGUCUAGAUCUGUCUUGAUCCAGGAACUUCCAUGUACAAUAGUACUAGCUAGCCCAGCCGCGUUUACUACCGGCAGCAAAGUUAGCUCAAGCUGCUUUCUGGUCUCCUAG